Sodiomyces alkalinus F11 is the source of this 3389-nucleotide messenger RNA. RefSeq lists its product as hypothetical. The record is from RefSeq and is a predicted model, not a curated record. Bases 249 to 2954 code for a protein of 901 amino acids. Lineage: Eukaryota; Fungi; Ascomycota; Sordariomycetes; Glomerellales; Plectosphaerellaceae. Gene Ontology annotation, molecular function: ubiquitin protein ligase binding; protein-macromolecule adaptor activity. Gene Ontology annotation, biological process: ubiquitin-dependent endocytosis. Gene Ontology annotation, cellular component: cytoplasm; cytosol. The transcript has 3 exons.
UCCCUGGCGUGUUUCUUUGUCUUUGGAGAGAUGACACUUUGUCACUUCGCGGUCUCCCGUAUAGACCCAGGUUCUAUUAUGCCUCAAUACCCUGCAAAUGUCCCUGUCCCUAUACCCUCCCUCCACUGAUAUCUUUAUCCUUGUCCGCUCAUCAUCUACUAUCCCUUGGGUCCAACACUCGCAACUUUCGCAAACCUGCACACCCAGCCUAUACCUGUUGCACGUUCGGUGUUAUCUAACUCGCCGCCAUGACAGACUCCCAGACACUGCGCACAAACAACCGCUGGGUACAGGCACCCUCUUCUGACGACGUCUACUAUUGCCCUCAUCUUUUCCUCAACCCUCCUCCCUACCGUAUCGCACUACCCUCGCCACCUAUUCGAGCCCGCCAGUUCCGCGGCCGCGCCAUUCACAUAACCGAGUUCCCAGACGGGUUCCCAGAGGGGACCGUCAUCGGCAAGCUUUUUGCUCCCUUCCAUCACUCGUCAUCCGCCACUCCGACCGCGCCCUCGACACCCUCGACACCCUCGACACCCACGGCACCGACUCAAUCUGCCAUUUCCUCCGCGACAGCUACCCCGACUCCGAGCCCGACACCGUCGACCACUGGGGGAGGCCUUCUCCGACGACUCUCCAUCAAUAGAGCAAGAAACUACAUACAUGACGCCCCGAGAACAAUGCUGCGCUCCGCCAACGUGGUCGAAGCGAUGUACCCCGCUAUUGCCCCACCCACCUCCUUUCCAUCACCGCUCCGGACCAGCAGCUCCGUCUACGGCGACAAGAACAUCAUCUCCGCCUCGGUGUCUGCAAUUCCGAAGCCCGUUGCUGCCGGCAGUGGCGUGAGCUGCUCGAUAUUGCUCGCCGAGCCCCACGUCUUCCUGUCCGGCUUCGACCACGACGGUCACGGCCACAACCAGGACCUCCGCAGCGCCGGUGCCGCACUGCUGCGGGGCAAACUCCAGCUGUCUGUGACGAAGAAGGUCAAGCUCAAGGGGAUCAGUCUCAAGCUCCAGGGCAGGGCGCGAACCGAAUGGCCCGAGGGGAUUCCUCCACUCAAGACCGAAAUGUUCGAGGAGUCGUCGCUGCGUACCCAGGUCCUCACCUUCUUCAACGCCCUGAACGACGGCUGGGAGACGGAAUACGGGAACCAGUGCACGUACACCCUCAAUCGCGGCUCGCCCGACACACCCGCCAGUCAACUCAUCGCCAAUGGCCGUCGUUCCUCUUUCGGAUCGCCGGCAGCAGCAGCAGCGGCGGCGGCGGCCUCGGCGAUGUCCCCCGUCACGCAUGCCCUAUCGUCCAGGGAGGCGAAGCGACUGUCGCUGCAGGUCAACCACCAGUCGCGAAGCUUCGGGAAGGGCGACGUUACCCACACCAACGCGGUGCAAAUCAGAGGCUACAAGGUGUUCCCUCCCGGUACCUAUGAGUACGCUUUCGAGCUGCCGAUCGAUCACCACCAGGUGGAAACCACGAAACUGCCGUUCGGAUCUGUCAAAUGGGAGCUGCACGCAACGGUAGAACGGGCCGGCGCCUUCAAAGCCAACCUGCACGGGCAGCAGGAAGUGUCCAUCAUCCGCGUUCCCGACCAGCUCUCGCUGGAGACCAGCGAACCUAUUUCGAUCAACCGUCAGUGGGAGGACCAGCUCCACUACGAUAUUGUCAUCUCGGGCAAAUCGUUCCCCAUCGGUUCCAAGAUCCCCGUUGCCAUGAAGCUCACACCGUUGGCCAAGGUGCAGGUCCACAAGCUCAAGGUGUUCUGCACCGAGUCGAUCGAGUACUGGACCAACGACCGGAGGGUGACGCGGAAGGACGCCGGCCGGAAGAUUCUCCUGCUGGAGAAGGUGGCCGGCAAGCCCCUCGACCCGCGGUACGCGGCGUCCCACGUGCGGGUGUUGUGCGGCGGGGAGCUGAGCCCGGAAGACCGGCAAGAAGCGCGGGAGGCGGCGUCCAUGAGGCGGGUCAUGGAGGCGUCGAGGCGCGAUACGUCGCCCGAGCCUCUGCCGAAGCCGACGGACAACCUCUUGGGCGACUUGGAGCUAGGGCUGGAGAGCUGUUGGGGCCCGACGGAGCUGGAGUUGGACGUGCAGAUUCCGACGUGCGACCAGAUGGAGAAGAGUAGGGAGCUCCGGGUGCAUCCCGACUGUACUUGGAAGAAUGCGAGCGUACACCAUUGGAUUAAGGUCGUCCUGCGAAUCUCUCGCCUCGACCCGGACGAUCCGUCAGGCACGCGACGGCGGCAUUUCGAGAUCAGCAUCGACUCGCCGUUUACAGUGCUCAACUGCCAUGCGACGCGGGCCAACAUGGCGUUGCCCGAGUACUCGGGUGCUGGCAAUGAAAGCGCGAUGAUGAAGCGUCCCACAAUAUGCGGGUGUUUCGACGCGGCAGCAACACCUGGAUCAGUCGAUGCGUCGUCUCUCAGCUCGUCGACCGGAACGCUGCCCAGGGUCAAUAGCGGGGAUACGAUUCUGGCGGCACCGCAAGCGGCACACCUGACGGCUCCGGGCCAUUCGCCCAGCCCACUGGCCAACGUCCAGACAUGGCCGCAUCAGCAGCAUUUCGACGUACGGCCGCGGCCGAUCCAUCUACUGCGGGUGCCGUCCUUUAACCCGCCGGCGUUCGACGCCGACCAACCACCGCCAGGCGUGGGCGACGAAGGGCCGGGGGCAGGUAUGCUCGGGCUGCAAACACCGCCGCCGCAGUACGACCUCGUGGUGGGAACGCCUAGCGUGGACGGACUGGCGGAUUAUUUUGCGCGGCUGGCGGACUACGGGUAUGACGCGCACGAGGAGGAGACGGAUUCGGACGAAGGCGAGGAGAGAAUCAUGGAACGCGGCGGGCGGGUGAACGUGGCGCACCCGCGGACACCGGGAGGUCGACGGGGUCCGAGCAGGAGCAUGGAGAUUCGGCGGCCUCCGGUGGAGCUGCGCACGGAUUCAUUACCGGUGAGGAGAUGACGUUGCCGAUGAGAUUGACGUUGCCGACGAGACCAAGUGGAAUGAAACUGAGGGUGGUAUGGUCGAGGUUGGUACGAUGGACAUGAAGAGAUGAAGGCCGUUCUUAUGAUGGAUAUUAUGUUCAUGUGCUAUUGGGGCAUGUACGUUGUAGGCGACUUGGAUGCUUCGAUGUACCGAGAUGGAUUGAUGAGGGCAGGGACGUUUUGCCACAUGGAAAGGGAAGUAUCGUUGGCAUUGGCGCAUUGACUCUUGGGGAUACCUAUUUACAGCUUUGUGCACAAGGACAAGGGAGGUGUUUGUGUUUCCGACAUGUUCCUCCGUUCAUGUUGGGCUAGGAAUCAAGGUGGCGCAGGGGGAGGAGAAGGAGAAUCCAUACCCAUGAUCUUGUGCACACAUUCUCUGAAGGCUUGACCAUUGACCCCUGAUGCCGAGAAC